Molecule: messenger RNA, 1752 nt
Organism: Dibothriocephalus latus
Lineage: Eukaryota; Metazoa; Platyhelminthes; Cestoda; Diphyllobothriidea; Diphyllobothriidae
Source: the annotation of a GenBank genome assembly
AUGGCCUUGAAUUCGUACAUGCACACAAGGAACCAGUAUAAAUUCAGAAAACCAUCAUUUAGAGAUUUAUAUUCAAAAUACGACUUCUUUAGAGAUGUCGCAAUUACUGACGAGAAUGGCAAAGUAACUUUAGACUUCAAGCAGCCGAAACAUCUUGCAGCACUUUCUCGAGCCCUGCUUCUUGAAGACUUCAAAUUAGAUGUCGAAUUUCCUCUGGACCGUUUAGUUCCUACCAUCCCAUUAAGGCUCAACUACGUUUUGUGGAUUGAAGAUAUUUUGGAAAAUAUGAACAAUAUAGCCCCUCCACCCUUGAUUCUGGAUAUCGGAGUCGGGUCAUCGUGCAUAUAUCCCCUUUUAGGGGCCCGAAAAAAUAACUGGAAAUUUAUUGGCGUCGAAAGCGAUGCACGAAACUUUAAUAGCUCCUUAUCAGUAGUCGAAUCAAAUUCCCUUCGCGAUUGCAUUUACCUCUUACGCGUGCAUGAUGAGCUGGUCUCACCAUUACCUCAGGUCUUUGCUGAGUUGUCCAAAUCGGACUUUAGCGGUCGAUCCCCCUUUCGAAUCGAUGUCGUCAUGGCCAACCCACCGUUCUUUUCCGACGUCGCUGACGCUGUUGCCGUGGAAAGCACGCGUUCGUUAUCUCGUUGCCCAGCAAAAUCAGCAUCGUCUGCCGCUAGACAAGAAAGUCAAACGCCGGGUGGCGAGGUCGGUUUUGCAACCCGGCUGGCAGAAGAUAGUCUCAAUUUCUCCGAUUCUGUCGGCGUUUUCACGCUGAUGUUGGGCAAAAAACGCAGCGUACCGCUUGUUCGCAAAAAGUUGUUCGAACUAGGAAUUACUCAAAACUCGGUGUACGAAAUGUGCCAGGGUCGUGUUAUGCGGUGGGGGAUCGCGUGGACUUUCAUCCCUAACUUCAACUUUCCGGUUUCUGAAUUUCGAAAACGAAGAAAAUUCAGGCGGCCGCCUUUAACAUAUACUCUUCCCGAAAAGGUUUCCUGUUUAUCCGCCUACAACCGAAAGACCCUAAUACAGUGGCUUUCUGAGGAAUUCAAGAAAUUGAAAAUGCGUGUUCUACUUCAAAAAAAUCCGGCCAUCCUUGGCGGUCACCAUUUGCUGAUUGAGGCCCAUGAAGACACGUGGACACAUUCCCGCCGGCGACGCCGAGAAGCUCUUCGCAAACAGGCUGAAUCUUCCAGCCGGGCGAACUCGGAGCCUAUGGAAUGCCCAGCCUCCACGAGUCCUGGGUCAUUUGUGGCGAACCCUGCCCCCGCCCACGUUGGUUCACUGAAGAGGCCGCAUAAGACGGACCAGUCUCCAACCUUAACCACUAACGAAGAUGAGACAUCAACACAAACGGCGGCGGCAGCGGCAGCGGAAGAGGUGAGUACGGAGGUUGCUGCUAAACGCGCCCGUCUCCAGCGUCUCUGUGAGGAGGGGGAGGCCUGGAUCGAGGAGCUGGAAUCGGAUGAUCAGAUCAGCUUGACGGCGGACCACACGGACGUCCUUACCACAGCCGCCUCGGAAUUGCCACCUCUCUUGCGCGCAAAUGUCUAUGUGGAAUCAGAGCUGCAUGGAUGCGGCGGUGAGGAAGACGAGGAGGAAUUUGUGUCAAGCGAAACGCCUGAUGGGGCAGAGGAUGCGAGUGGUGCUCAUGACCCGGCUAAUGGCAAACUAAUUGUGAAAAUAGAGUGGCUCGAUGGCAAGGACAGAGAGGUCGCUAACCGAAUCCUUUUUUAUCUUAAAAACAAACUUAAAUGA